GCGGAGCAGGUGCCGGCGGCGGCGGCGGGCCGGCAGGAUGGAGGCUGCCUUGCUGAAGCCGGCGAUGAUGGCGGAGGUGAAGGGGAGCGGCGCCGGCUCUGCCGUCAGCGCCGAGCUGGAGGUGAAGAAGCUGCAGGAGCUGGUGCGGAAGCUAGAGAAGCAGAACGAGCAGCUCCGGAGCCGCGCCGCCGCCGCCGCGGUGGCCACCGGCCCGCCCAGCCCGCACCUGCUGCUGGCCCCGCCGGCGGCCCCGGGCGGGCUGCGCCCCGCCAGCCCCCCCGCCGCGGGCGCGCCCAGCCCGGUGCCCGCGCUGCUGUGCCCGCCGGAGCCCCUCGCCUACUUCAAGCCCUCGCCUGGGCCGCCGGCCGCCGGCGGCGGGCAAGAAGGCGGCGGCGGUGCGGGGGCGGCGGCCACGGUGCUGGACGAGGUGGCGGUGCUGGAGCUGGAGGACGGCUGCGGAGAGGACGAGGAUACAUGGUUGUACGUCUUGCCUACCAAGACUCACACUCCUCAAGAGAAAUCACUGAGCCCUCUGCAGUGGUGCAGACGUGUUCUGGAUCAUCCAACUCCUGAGAUAGAAGCUGCAAAACGUUCCCUAUGCUUUAGAUUGGAGCAAGCUAGCCGAUGGCGGAACCUCUUCUCUACACCUGUCUCCUUGGCUUUUCCCUAUAGUCCUGUUGCAAGACUCACCCCAUAUACCAAUGGCUGUAAUAGUCCCAGCUUCUCUAAAACUUCCAGUAAAGCAAUACUAACACCUGAACGGACAGGGUACAUUUCCAGGAGUUCACCUUUGAGUCCACAGUCAUCGAUAGACAGCGAACUGAGCACGUCGGAGCUGGAAGAUGAUUCCAUCUCUAUGGGAUACAAGCUGCAGGACCUCACUGAUGUUCAGAUCAUGGCUCGUCUACAGGAGGAGAGCCUUAGGCAAGAUUAUGCUUCAACUUCAGCAUCUGUGUCAAGGCACACUUCCAGUGUUUCUCUGCAUACGGGAAAAAAAGGGACAUGCAGUGACCAGGAAUAUGAUCGCUAUAGUCUUGAGGAUGAGGAAGAGUUUGACCACCUCCCACCUCCACAGCCACGUCUGACUCGCUGCUCCCCCUUCCAAAGAGGGAUUCCUCACUCACAGACUUUCUCCAGUAUCCGGGACUGCAGGAGGAGCCCUACUUCCCCACAAUUCCCUACAAAUACUUAUCAGCAGCCCUUCUACUCUCCUCAAGCCCAAACUCCAGAGCAGCAACCAAAUAGGAUUAAUGGAGACAAGCUCCGCAGAAGCAUGCCUAACCUUGCUCGGAUGCCAAGCACCCCCACCAUUAGCAGUACUGCUGGUUUUGCUGGUUCUCCUGUCACUGUGAGGAAUAGCCAGAGCUUUGACUCCAAUUUGCAUGGAGCCAGUAAUGGGAUUUCAAGGAUGCAGUCGUGUAUUCCAUCGCCAGGUCAGCUUCAACACCGAGUUCACAGUGUGGGACAUUUUCCAGUGUCUGUCAGACAGCCUCUCAAAGCUACUGCCUAUGUAAGCCCAACCGUACAAGGGAGUAGUAACAGUAGCAGUAUUCCAGUGUCCAGCAACUCGCAGCUGUAUUCCAGCACUGGGAUCCCCAUGCCAAACAAGACUGCUGGUCAAGGCAUCGUGGGGCGUAGUGCUCUUCCUAGACCAUCGCUGGCCGUCAAUGGGAGCGGCAUUCCCAGAAGUAAAAUUGCACAGCCGGUUCGAAGUUUUCUUCAGCCUCCAAAACCCCUGUCAUCACUGAGCACGAUACGGGAUGGGAACUGGAGAGACGGCUGCUAUUGAUGAAGGAUGCCCCUCGCCAGUGGAAAACACAUAAUGUGGAUUUCAUUUACCCAGCUGGCUGGGUAACAACGAUUUGGAAAAGGGGGCUCAUACAGUAUUAUUUUUCCCCAGGAUCUUGAUGUGUAACCAUCUACAAUGCCAUGUCAUUUUUAAAAAAUGAACAUCUUAUCAAAUACUAAAUAUUGCACUUAAUCAGUUACCUAACAGCUGCAUUGUUAUCAGACUAACAAUGGCAGUGUUGGCAUUUGGAACUUAAGAAAGUAUUAUAUGUGUGCAAAAUACAAGAAUAUUUCCUUGGAACGAACUAGGAGAUUUUGUUUUUGGGCAGCUUUGCCAUACUGAAAUUCUGAGAUAAUUUAUUCAGUGUAAAGGCAUCACACAUUUUAUUUUGAAUUUUGGGGUACUUAUGUAUGUGCUUGAAAUCUUUUCUAGUGUUUUCAGUACAUUUUAUUUUGUAUACUUAAGUUCAUUUAAACUUGCCUGAACCUUGAACUACAGAGAGAUAAUUUAACUUUUUCUGUGCCAUAAAUAAUAUUUUUGGGGUAAUGUACUUUUUUAGUGCUAGGAACAUACCUUAUAAAAUCUUAUCAAUUGGCAAUACAAAGCAGUAUAUUUAUGUUACAGAAGCACAAAUAAAAGCUAGCAUUCACUGGAAAUUGACAUCCAGCUGGGUCAGCAUGGUUUUGUUGGUCUAUCACCAUUUGUUGAAUUGUUAAUUUAUUGUCAUAGUGUUUUGUAUUUAAAAUGGCAGCAUAAAUCACAUUGCACUUACAAAGGUACAGUGAUCUCUAAAACUACUAUUGAUUUUCAGUACUUUAUUACAAAGAAUAAAAUGGUAAUGUUUUAUUAACAGUUGCUUAUGGAAAAUGAGUUUUAAUGCAAAUAAAUCUUUUUGAUAGAUCUUUUACAAAAUCCAGUUGCACUAAUCAAUGCUUUCUUAUAAUGGCAUAUGACAUAAUAUUUGAUUACAACUGUGUAUACUGCUGUUUUGGAAUGUUUCAGGAAAUAAAGAAUCUAUUUCAGCAAUAA
Lonchura striata (white-rumped munia) is the source of this 2818-nucleotide messenger RNA. It is a transcript of the gene SLAIN1, whose product is annotated as SLAIN family member 1. NCBI's taxonomy places the organism in Eukaryota, Metazoa, Chordata, Aves, Passeriformes, Estrildidae. The record is from RefSeq and is a predicted model, not a curated record. Gene Ontology annotation, cellular component: microtubule plus-end. Gene Ontology annotation, biological process: cytoplasmic microtubule organization; microtubule nucleation; positive regulation of microtubule polymerization.